GAACGAUCCCAAAACCCCCCAAAGCCCUCAGGCUCACCCACUACUCCCCAUCCUCCCUUCUCGCGGCUUGCUUCGCUUCUUUCCAUCAUCCUCUAACCUCCCAGCGAAAAAACCAGGGCUGGAGACGAUCGAUGGCCGCCGAGAACAAACCCAAUUCCAGCUUCAACAACAGCAAGGGCAAGAAGAGGAAAUAUCUCCCCCAUGGCAAACCUGUGAAGAAGGGGUCGUAUCCAUUGCGUCCCGGAGUGCAGGGUUUCUUCCUUACCUGCGACGGGGGAAGGGAGCGCCAGGCCACCAAUGAAGCCCUCAAUCUUCUCGAGACCUUUUAUGAAGAGCUUGUGAAUGGGAAGGAUUCAGGUGCAAAAUGUAGGACUGUUCCCAUGAAACCAUUGAAUAAAAAAAUUAAAUUUAAGGACUCGGAUUCUUCCAGUGAUGAAGAUGAGGCUGCUCCUCAUGUGGAGGAGUCAGAUACUGAGAAAAAAGCAGCAGAAAGUGAGGACACGCCUUCAAAGGAGCAGCUAGAAGAUGGGGUUCCUUGCAAGGAGGGAUCGGAUGCUGAGAAACAUGUAGAAGAAAAUGAGGAAUUACCAUCAAAGAAACCGCGCCUAGAAACAGAUACAUCAAAACAUGAUCAUACAGAAUCUGAUAAAGUUACUGAUAAACCAAUUGACGAGUUAAUUGAAGAUGAGCUCCAAGAGUUGGGAGAUAGAAACAAGAGGCAUUUUGUGAGUCUUGAGUCAGGUUGUAAUGGUGUUGUCUUCAUUCAAAUGCAUAAACGAGCUGGAGACCCUAGCCCUGUGGACAUAGUACAUCACAUGAUGAGUUCAGCUGCUUCAACAAGGAAACAUAUGUCAAGGUUUAUAUUAAGAGUUUUACCAGCUGAGGUGACAUGUUAUGCAUCAGAAGAGGAAAUAAAAAAAGCAAUUAAACCACUUAUCGAACAAUAUUUUCCAAGUGAAGCUUCAACUCCAUGCAAGUUUGCAGUGUUGUACGAAGCACGUGCUAAUGCAGGUAUUGAGAGGAUGGCCAUCAUAAAUGCAGUAGCAAAGUCAGUUCCCCAGCCGCAUAAGGUGGAUCUCAACAAUCCAGAUAAGACCAUCAUUGUCCAGAUUGUCAAGACUAUUUGCUUGGUUGGUAUGGUUGAAAGGUACAAGGAGCUUUCCAAGUACAACCUCAGGCAAUUGACGUCGCCACAACAGUAGUCCUGUGAUGAUCUUGGAAGAACUGGUAGAAGAAGUUGAUUUCUUGCAUGCUUCAUCGCCAAGACAUUGUUGAGAAAAUCUAGAGCUGAGGAGAGUGUCGAAGAACCUGUCUGGGCAAACCAUAUGCCUGACAUUUGCUAAGAUAGUGUAUUUCUUGAAAAUGGCUACAGCUGGAUGAGGCCUCUCAUUUUCUAAUCCAAAAGCAUGUGAUCCAAUAUUUCCAGAAAGUAUGUAGGUUAUCCGGAUUUAAUUUUGAUUUGCUAAUUUACGUGUAGAAAAAUAAUCCACAUGCUUGUCAGAAUCUGGUUCUGUUUUAAAUUUUCUAAAUUUUAUAAUCAAUAGAAACUAUUGACUUGCAAAUA
Molecule: messenger RNA, 1564 nt
Organism: Elaeis guineensis (African oil palm)
Lineage: Eukaryota; Viridiplantae; Streptophyta; Magnoliopsida; Arecales; Arecaceae
Biological process (GO): tRNA modification
Molecular function (GO): RNA binding
Source: RefSeq, a predicted model, not a curated record